AUGGCUUCCAACACCGAAGAAUCAGCGAAAGUUUCUCUCUUGAGUGUCGACGAACUAGGUUCAAUCCUCAAGUUGGUUACCGACCCAGAUGACAGAAAAUCGUUCUCCCAGGUCUGCAAGCAAUGGUCCAAAGUCGAGGGUCUAAACCGAUCAUCACUCCGUCUUCUCCAAUCCGAUCUUCUCCGCCGUGUACUACCCAGAUGCCCAAAUUUGAUCACUUUCCAAACCCAGGAGCCCCUCUCCGACGCCGACCUCGAAUUCUUAGCCCAAACAUGUCCCAGACUCCAAGUCAUCAACCUCAGUAUUUGUGACAAUGAAUCCAAGGUUCAAGAUUUGGUGUCUGAUGGUGUUUGCGCUCUGGCAAAUCAGUGUCCGAAUAUAACAAGGCUUUUGCUUAGAAGAAGACUGAAGGCAGGAGUUGCUUCGGUGAUCAAGUUAUUACCGAACUUGACGCAUUUGGAUUUAGGAUUAUGUCAUAAGGUUGAGGACAACGACAUUGAAGCAAUUGGGUCGGCGGCGAGUUCGAUUGCCUAUUUGAAUUUGGAAUCUUGUGUUUGUAUCACUGAUCGCGGUUUGGGGUUUCUGUCACAUGCGUUAUUUUCGAAAACAUUGAAGACAUUGGUGCUUGCUAAGUGUAGUAAGAUCACUGAUUCAGGGGUUUCGGUUUUGCAGAACAUGUGUUGCUUGGAGCAUCUGAAUUUGGCUAACCAUGGAGCGAAAAUCACUGAUGUAGGAGGUCUGGCAAUAUCGGAAAUCAAAACUCUGAAGAAACUGAACUUGUCUGGGCUGAUGUCCCUGACAGACCAAACCGUAGUUGCUCUUGCGCAAAAUUGCCUCAACUUGGAGGUGCUUGAUUUGAGUGACUGUCAGAGGGUGACGAGAGCUGGUCUUCGUGCAUUUUCGAGUCACACAUGCUUAAAUUCUCUUGUGUUGCACUAUUGUUUUAAGUUUUUUGGGUCUGAUUUGGAACACUUGGUGCUGGAGUGUCCGACAUUGAAGUGUAUUGUGGUGGAUGAAUAUGUGGGACGUCAGAUAUUGCCGGAAAUGCAAGAGAGCACUAGAAGAUGUGUGAGGUACAAGUUUAUUUGUGAUUGGUCUUUCAAAGACCUUGAGAAUUUAAGAUAA
Rosa chinensis is the source of this 1125-nucleotide messenger RNA. RefSeq names its product F-box/LRR-repeat protein 2. Gene Ontology annotation, molecular function: protein binding. Gene Ontology annotation, biological process: SCF-dependent proteasomal ubiquitin-dependent protein catabolic process. The record is from RefSeq and is a predicted model, not a curated record. Gene Ontology annotation, cellular component: SCF ubiquitin ligase complex. The transcript has a single exon. Lineage: Eukaryota; Viridiplantae; Streptophyta; Magnoliopsida; Rosales; Rosaceae. Bases 1 to 1125 code for a protein of 374 amino acids.